AUGUAUUUCAAACUAUUAAAUGUGCAUGCAAUUGCUAUGACAUCUGUAGUAUGGAAUCCAUUGCUGUACUUCUGGAUGAGCAAGCGACAUCGUCGGGCAUUGAAGGACGAUAUGACAUGGUUGACAAAUGUUCGACGACAUACCAAUGUCGGAGUGCUGUCGAGAUUCGCACCUUCGCCUUCUGUAUCGUUAGUGUAUCGUCGUACACUUGAACGACAUUUGGGCGUUACCAACUUUAGGUAUGAGAGCUUCCAUUAUUUACAUCAAAAGUACUUCAGACUCAAUGAAAUUGGCCACUAAUG
This is a messenger RNA of Strongylus vulgaris, 302 nucleotides long. Lineage: Eukaryota; Metazoa; Nematoda; Chromadorea; Rhabditida; Strongylidae. The record is from the annotation of a GenBank genome assembly.